UACAUUGAAUUCGACACCUGGGCUUAGAUACCUGGUCCUCGCUGCUAUAUAAGAUGGCACUUCCGUAGCAAUUCCAUAAACACAAGAGAGACCUCAGGUUUUUUACCAUUGUUCUGUGUUUCCUUCGUUUACCUUCUUCAUUCAACAUUUCGUGGGAUAUCGCUCACUUAUUUAUAACUGUCCGGAAUAUAGAUGACUUUCUGAAGGGAAUCGUGUACUUGUUCAUUUUGAUGUCCACAUCUGUGUUGUUUUAUUUGUGUGUCGUGUACAUUGUUCUUCUGGGUCUAUUUCUUCCUCUCUCUCCUAUCAAGAACUCUUUUUUACUUACUUCAAAAAUACCAAGCUUUGAUUUUUAUGGAUAAAAGGUGAAAGGGCCAUGUAAUAGGACCGCUAAAUGUUUGCUAAACUUCAACUAGCUUCUUCCCUCUGGGUUGCCAUUUUUUCUCUGCAUCAACGUUCCUGUGAUCCAUUUUCUUUUUCGAUUUGGAAGAUUCUGAAUAUCCAUGAAAAGCUUUACUACCAUCAGUAAUGUCAUUUUUGCUGUAUUCAUAUUUUGUUUGGCUGCUUGGUGCUGUGGAGAAGCGGACGAGGAUGUAGUAGCUCCAAUGGAAAAAACAGAGAAGGAAGCUCUGUACUCUACUGUACAGGGCUUUGUGGGCGAUUGGUGGAAUGGCUCAGCUCUGUAUCCAGAUCCCUGUGGGUGGACUCCUAUACAGGGUGUCUCUUGUGAUCUGUUUGAUGGGCUUUGGUAUGUCACUGCGUUAAAUAUUGGACCCAUUCAUGACAACUCUCUUGAUUGUGCCACAAAUAUUGACUUCCGACCAAAGCUUUUUGAGCUUAAGCACCUCAAAACUCUAUCAUUCUUCAAUUGCUUCGUCUCUCCCCGACGACAUCCCAUAGCCAUUCCCUCCAAUGACUGGGAGAAGCUUGCUGGCAGCUUAGAAUCAUUAGAGUUCCGAUCAAACCCCGGUCUCAUUGGACAAGUUCCUUCUAGCUUUGGAAUGUUCGAGAAGCUCCAGUCAUUAGUGCUAUUAGAAAGUGGAUUAACUGGGAAAUUACCUACAAAUAUUGGCAACUUGAUCAACUUGAAGCGUCUAGUUCUUGCUGGGAACUGGUUUACUGGUCCCAUCCCUGAGAGUUUUGGGGGGUUGAGUCAAUUACUUAUACUUGAUUUAAGUAGGAAUACGCUAUCUGGGCCUUUGCCAUCGACUCUUGGAAGGCUGACCUCACUUUUGAAGCUUGAUUUGAGCAACAAUCAACUGGAAAGGAUGCUUCCGAGUGAGAUUAGUAAUUUAAAGAAUCUGACCCUAUUGGACCUUAGAAACAACAAGUUCUCAGGCGGCUUAACUAAGUCACUUCAAGGGAUGUAUUCCUUGGAACAGUUGGUCUUGUCUAACAACCCCAUUGGAGGAGUCCUUAUGUGCCUUGAGUGGCAUGACCUACACAACCUGGUCAUUUUGGAUCUUUCUAACACUGGCUUGAAAGGAGAGAUACCCCAGUCCAUAUCAAAAUUAAAAAGAUUAAGAUAUCUGGGUCUGAGUGACAACAAUCUCACAGGCAAGCUCCCUACAAAGCUAGUUAUUCUACCUUGCGUUUCUUCUCUCUACCUAAACGGGAACAAUCUUACAGGAGAGCUUAAUUUCUCUGAAGGGUUUUACGGAAAAAUGGGAAGGCGGUUUGGGGCAUGGAGCAACCCGAAUCUUUGCUACCAGGUUGGUUUGAAGUCAGCCAGACAUGUCCCGUAUGGGGUAAAACCAUGCCAGCAAGAAGAGGUCGCAGUGCUUGAACCCAAUUCAAGAACCAAGUUGGCUGGUGAGAAUCUGAAUCAGAACUCCCAUCAUGUGGCCUCUUUGGGAUUUCCACGCUAUGUCAUUGAUGGGUUUUGGUGGGUCUCUCUGUUGGAGAUGUUGAUAUGUCAAUUCUUAAGUUGUUUCCUAUAGCUGUGUGUCUUGAUUUGAGAAGUCUCAGAGUCCAGCAGAUUACCUUGCAGAUGAAACCGCAUUUUAUCUUUUUUUCUUUUUCAAUCUUGGCCAGUCUCCAAACAUAAGUUGUCGUUUUUUCUUUUUUCUUUCUCCUGUAGUAGCAACCAUUUAUGGAAAGUUCUACUUUUUAA
Molecule: messenger RNA, 2113 nt
Organism: Juglans regia (Persian walnut)
Lineage: Eukaryota; Viridiplantae; Streptophyta; Magnoliopsida; Fagales; Juglandaceae
Product: piriformospora indica-insensitive protein 2-like
Exons: 2
Coding region: 504-1940 (478 amino acids)
Cellular component (GO): plasma membrane
Molecular function (GO): protein binding
Source: RefSeq, a predicted model, not a curated record